GGGAAGGACCGUGGGGCGCGACCAUGUGCGGAAUUUUUGCUUAUCUAAACUACAGAGUGCCUCGGACUCGGAAGGAAAUAUUUGAAACCCUGAUAAAAGGAUUACAGAGACUGGAAUACAGAGGAUAUGACUCUGCAGGAGUGGCAAUUGAUGGAAAUAAUAAUGAAGAUAAAGAAAGGUUCAUCAAACUAGUUAAGAAAAGAGGAAAAGUAAAGGCACUGGAAGAAGAAUUAUACAAACAAGAUGACCUGGAUUCAAAAGCAGAUUUUGAAACACACUUUGGAAUUGCUCAUACUCGCUGGGCGACCCAUGGAGUACCAAGUGCAAUAAACAGUCACCCUCAGAGAUCAGAUAAAAGGAACGAAUUCGUUGUUAUCCAUAAUGGAAUCAUCACAAAUUAUAAGGACCUGAGAAAAUUUCUGGAGAGCAAAGGCUAUGAAUUCGAAUCUGAAACAGAUACAGAAACGAUCCCCAAAUUGAUCAAAUACAUGUAUGACAACAGAGAGAGUGAGGAUACCAGUUUUUCAGCCUUGGUGGAAAGAGUUAUUCAACAGUUGGAAGGUGCUUUUGCAUUGGUUUUCAAGAGCAUCCAUUACCCAGGUGAAGCUGUUGCUACCAGGAGAGGGAGUCCUUUGCUCAUUGGGGUUAGGAGCAAGUACAAGCUCUCCACUGAACAAAUUCCUGUUUUAUAUAGAACGUGUAAGUUGACAGCUCUUAAAAAUAAUGUAAUUGGAUUUAAAAUUAUUUGUCUCAUUUCUUUAAUAGGCAACAUUGAGAAUGUGAAGAACAUAUGCAAUUCACGAAUGAAAAGACUGGACAGCUCUACCUGCCUUCAUGCUGUUGGGGAUAAGGCAGUAGAAUUUUUCUUUGCUUCAGAUGCAAGUGCUAUCAUUGAGCACACCAACAGAGUAAUUUUCUUAGAAGAUGAUGACAUUGCAGCAGUAACUGAUGGGAAGCUUUCAAUUCACCGUCUCGAGCGUUCAGCUACUGAUGAUCCUUCCCGGGCUAUCCAAACCUUGCAGAUGGAAUUGCAGCAAAUCAUGAAGGGUAACUUCAGUGCAUUCAUGCAAAAGGAAAUUUUUGAACAACCGGAAUCAGUUGUCAAUACCAUGAGAGGCAGGGUGAAUUUCGAGAGCAGCACAGUUCUGCUGGGGGGGCUGAAGGAUCAUUUGAAAGAAAUCAGAAGAUGCCGAAGACUGAUCAUUAUUGGCUGUGGGACCAGUUACCACGCUGCAGUAGCUACUCGACAAGUAUUGGAAGAAUUAACUGAAUUACCAGUGAUGGUGGAACUUGCUAGUGACUUCCUGGAUAGAAACACACCUGUAUUCAGAGAUGACGUGUGCUUUUUUAUAAGUCAGUCAGGUGAGACUGCAGAUACACUUAUGGCCUUGAGGUAUUGUAAAGAGCGUCGUGCUCUAACAGUUGGCAUCACAAACACGGUCGGAAGCUCAAUAUCCAGGGAGACUGACUGUGGUGUACAUAUCAAUGCAGGACCUGAGAUAGGUGUGGCAAGCACAAAGGCUUAUACCAGCCAAUUCGUGUCUCUUGUAAUGUUUGGCCUAAUGAUGUCUGAAGACAGAAUUUCCUUGCAGAAAAGGAGACAGGAAAUCAUUAGUGGACUAAAAUCUUUGCCAGAGAUGAUUAAAGAAGUCUUGUCCUUGGAUGAGAAGAUACAUGAUUUGGCUCUUGAACUGUACAAACAAAGAUCACUGCUGGUUAUGGGUCGUGGGUAUAAUUAUGCCACUUGUCUGGAAGGAGCUCUGAAAAUAAAAGAAAUCACCUAUAUGCACUCUGAAGGUAUCCUGGCUGGUGAGCUGAAACACGGGCCAUUAGCCCUAAUAGAUAAACAAAUGCCUGUUAUCAUGGUGAUAAUGAAGGAUCCUUGUUUCACCAAGUGCCAGAAUGCUCUGCAACAGGUCACUGCUCGACAGGGUCGUCCAAUUAUUCUGUGUUCUAAAGAAGAUACAGAAAGCUCAAAAUUUGCCUACAAAACCAUUGAGCUGCCUCAUACAGUUGACUGCCUUCAAGGAGUCUUGAGUGUUAUUCCUCUCCAGUUGCUUUCAUUCCACCUGGCUGUUCUCAGAGGAUACGACGUGGACUUUCCAAGAAAUUUGGCCAAAUCUGUUACCGUAGAAUAACAGCCAAGAACAGCUGAUGUUUUUGUCACCAGACCUCUGAGUUAUACUUGUAGAAAUGUGUUGUUUUGAAUUGAUAGGUACACAUUUUUCUAAAGAGAAUGACAGUGCUAACUGGAAAGCGUCAGAAGGAUUUAUCUUGCAGCUUUAAAAGCUUUUGAUGUGCCUUGUACCCAAGUGCUUUUGCUCACAGCAAAUAUUCCUCUAAGUCCUGAAAUCGCCAAAGAUAAAAAUUGUUUACACAUGGUAUACUGAAUGAACUUUUCUACUGUGCAAUAUAUAUAUACAGCUCUCUUCAGAGUAACUGUGAACUUUUUUUUUAGCCUACACAACUAGUUUUAAAGAUAUAGUAUUUAUAACUACAAUUGUAUAGCUUUUUUAAGUUAUUUUUUUAGUACAUUGCUUAUCUGUAGCAGUGGUAAUGCUCAGAAUGUAAAUACUGAGCAUGUUGAUGCUUGUGUACAGUUGUUAGGGUUUUUUUCCUACUUCAGCCUCAAACUGGAAAUUUGUUGUCCCUCUUCCUCCCCAGCUUUCCCUCCCCCCUUUGCAUCUGUGUUUCAUAUUUAACCAGUCAAUUGCAAAGCUCUUCUGUGGCUGUAAAUUCCCAGCUAUGUUUUAGAUUUCUGCUUCUUUCAACUAAUUAUUUGAAAAGCCAGAGCAACAUUUUGUUUUGUAUGCCACCCCAGCUCUUAUUUGCAUAACAUGUACAGUGUGACAAAAUAAGGGAACUGGAUGUCUUUCAAGUGAUAUUUCUGUUUUAAGAGUGUACAAUGAAAUUAC
Messenger RNA from Gavia stellata (red-throated loon), 2915 nucleotides. RefSeq names its product glutamine-fructose-6-phosphate transaminase 2 (gene GFPT2). NCBI's taxonomy places the organism in Eukaryota, Metazoa, Chordata, Aves, Gaviiformes, Gaviidae. The record is from RefSeq and is a predicted model, not a curated record. Gene Ontology annotation, biological process: UDP-N-acetylglucosamine metabolic process; carbohydrate derivative biosynthetic process; protein N-linked glycosylation. Bases 24 to 2138 code for a protein of 704 amino acids. Gene Ontology annotation, molecular function: L-glutamine:D-fructose-6-phosphate transaminase (isomerizing) activity; carbohydrate derivative binding. The transcript is spliced from 19 exons.